Messenger RNA from Elephantulus edwardii (Cape elephant shrew), 4932 nucleotides. RefSeq names its product zinc finger protein 142 (gene ZNF142). The transcript is spliced from 7 exons. NCBI's taxonomy places the organism in Eukaryota, Metazoa, Chordata, Mammalia, Macroscelidea, Macroscelididae. The record is from RefSeq and is a predicted model, not a curated record. The coding region runs from base 1 to 4932 and encodes 1643 amino acids.
AUGACAGACCCCAUAUUGGAAUCACAGUCAACCAGCAACGCUGGGGAGAUGGAUAGACUGUGCUCUGAACUAUUGCUGAUCCCUCAGCCUCUCUCCAACCGUGGAAUCCUGGAGCCUGUUCAGAGCCCCUGCCCUUCUGGGAGCCCCACCCCUCUGCCUGCCGAGCCAGGCUGUUUGCUCGUAGAGGCCACCACAACUGAAGAGGGCACGGGGAACAUGGAGAUCAUUGUGGAAGCAGUAGCCGGAAACCUGUCCCCAGGGGCUCCUGGAGACGCUCCAGCACCGAAACAGCCUCCAGAAGAGGGGGAACCUUCAGAAGAAGCAGGCGUGCCCAUGCCUGGGCAGGAGUCAGCGGAAGAGGAAGAGGAAGAAGAGAGUAACUCCCCGAAGGACUCCCAGAAAUCCCCAGAAAAUGGCAAGGAGGCUCAGCGGAUGGAAGGUGAGGUGGCUUCUGGUGCUGAGUCCCUCUUCAAGACCCACAUGUGUCCAGAGUGUAAGCGCUGCUUUAAGAAGCGGACCCACCUGGUGGAGCACCUGCAUCUCCACUUCCCAGACCCCAGCCUCCAGUGCCCCAACUGCCAGAAGUUCUUCACCAGUAAGAGCAAGCUCAAGACCCACCUGCUUCGCGAGCUGGGCGAGAAGGCCCAUCGCUGCCCGCUGUGCCACUACAGCGCCGUGGAGAGGAACGCGCUCAACCGCCACAUGGCCAGCAUGCACGAGGACAUUUCCAACUUCUACUCGGACACCUACGCCUGUCCUGUGUGCCGCGAGGAAUUCCACCGCAGCCAGGCCCUCAAGGAGCACCUCAAGAGCCACACGGCGGCGGCAGCAGCAGAGCCGCUGCCUCUCGGCUGCUUUCAGGAGGGCUGUGGCUACUCAGCGCCCCACCGCAAGGCCUUCGUGAAGCACCUGAAGGAGGCCCAUGGGCUGCGAGCGGUGGAGUGCCGUCACCACUCGUGCCCCAUGCUCUUCGCCACGGCCGAGGCCAUGGAGGUCCACCACAAAAGCCAUUACGCCUUCCACUGCCCCCACUGUGACUUCGCUUGCUCCAACAAGCACCUGUUCCGCAAGCACAAGAAGCAGGGCCACCCUGGCAGUGAAGAGCUGCGGUGCACUUUCUGCCCUUUCGCCACCUUCAACCCAGUGGCCUACCAGGACCACGUGGGCAAGAUGCAUGCACACGAGAAGAUCCACCAGUGCCCCGAAUGCAGCUUUGCCACCGCCCACAAGAGGGUGCUCAUCCGACACAUGCUGCUGCAUACUGGUGAGAAACCUCACAAGUGCGAGCUGUGUGACUUCACAUGCCGAGACGUGAGCUACCUGUCCAAGCACAUGCUGACCCACUCCAACGUCAAGGAUUACAUGUGCACUGAGUGUGGCUACGUCACCAAGUGGAAGCACUACCUCAGCGUGCACAUGCGCAAACAUGCGGGAGACCUCAGAUACCAGUGCAACCAGUGCUCCUAUCGCUGCCACCGGGCCGACCAGCUGAGCAGCCACAAACUACGGCACCAGGGCAAGACCCUGAUGUGUGAGGUGUGUGCUUUUGCCUGCAAGCGGAAGUAUGAGCUGCAGAAGCACAUGGCUUCCCAGCACCGCCCUGGCACGCCAGCCCCCCUCUACCCCUGCCGCUACUGCAGCUACCAGAGCCGCCACAAGCAGGCCCUGCUGAGCCACGAGAACUGCAAGCACACCCGGCUGCGGGAGUUCCGCUGUGCGCUCUGCGACUACCGCACCUUCAGCAACACCACACUCUUCUUCCACAAGCGAAAGGCCCACGGCUACGUGCCCGGGGACCAGGUCUGGCAGCUCCAGUACGCAAGCCAGGAGCCAGAGCGCUCCAGCCAGUGCCCAACACCCCUGCCAGACACGCAGUCCUCAAACCAGCUGUCCACCCAGCCUGAGGAGCUGGGCCCCGACCCUGGGACCGUGGUGGAUCCCAGCCUGGUGCAGGCACUGCCAGAGACCAGCGAGGAGGAUGGUGCUGGGAGACAGGAUGGCGGCGGAGCUCCCCAGGGAGACGAUCUGGCUGGCAGCCCCAGCCCAGCCGAGGUGGACGAGGGUGGCUGCACUCUUCACCUGGAGGCCCUGGGUGUGGAGCUGGAACCCACCGAGCCACCACUUGAGGACAUCGCAGAGGCAGCCCCUGUGACAUUCCGGCCUUUGGAUCCCUCAGGGCCGCUGGGACUGGAAGGAUCAGAGGGAGCUUUGACAGAGCUCACUAGCUUUGAAGGCGUUGAGCCUGCCAGCUUGGGUGCUGAAGAGCCCCUUCUGGAGAAGCCAGAUCCUGAGCUCCUCAGACAGCCUCCCUUCCCAGAGGAGCCCUCUGGUGGCUGGGUGGAGACCUUCAAGGCAACGCCACCUGCUGAGACUGCACCCUCACCCCAGUUGCCCGAGUCAGAGUCCUUACUCAAGGCCCUACGGAGACAAGACAAAGAGCAAGCCGAGGCACUGGUGUUGGAGGGGCGCGUGCAGAUGGUGGUGAUCCAGGCAGAGGGGCAGGCCUUUCGCUGCCCUCACUGCCCUUUUAUCACCCGCCGGGAAAAGGCCUUUAGUCUGCACAACAGGACUGGCUGCCAGGGUCGUCGAGAGCCCCUGCUGUGCCCUGAGUGUGGGGCCAGCUUCAAGCAGCAGCGGGGCCUUAGCACCCACCUGCUGAAGAAGUGCCCUGUUCUGCUCAGAAAAAACAAAGGCUUGUCCAGGUCCGACUCACCCAGCCCUCUGCCCACAUGCACCCAGACCUCAGAGGAUGCAAAAGCUGGGAAGCCCCCGCCAGAGCCGUUGGAAAUAGAGCUGGUACUUCCAAAAGAUCCUCCUCCUGAGCCGCCCCAGGAGCCAAGAGAAAUAGAGGAGCCUCUCACUACCCUCUCUGGCUCCCCAUUUCCUCCUGCAGGAGACCACCCCACGCCCACAGGGACAUCUGACAAGUUCCACUUUGAGCAGGGCAAAUUUCACUGCAACUCUUGCACAUUCCUUUGCUCUCGACUGUCCUCCAUUACUUCUCAUGUGGCUGAAGGCUGCCGGGGUGCACGUGGAGGGGGUGGGAAGCGAGGGUCUCCCCAAGGCCAGCCUGUGGUGUCCCCCAUGAACAAUGGAGACCUUGCCCCCGAGGGCACUGGGAGCACAGAGCCCAGCCCUAGUGGUGGGGAUGCAGCUCUGGUCCCCAGACAAAAGGGGGCUCGCUUCUCCUGCCCCACGUGCCCCUUCAGCUGCCAGCAGGAACGUGCUCUGAGGACUCACCAGGCCCGGGGCUGCCCCCUCGAGGAGUCUGGAGACCUGCAUUGUGACCUCUGCCCAUUUACCACCUCUGCUGCCACUGCCUUGAGGCUCCACCAGAAGAGGAGGCACCCGGCUGCAGGCGCUGCCCGAGGCCCCCGGCCACCCUUGCAGUGUGGGGACUGCAGCUUCACGUGCAAGCAGAGCCGAUGUCUGCAGCAGCACCGGAGGCUCAAGCACGAAGGGGUGAAGCCACAUCAGUGUCCUUUCUGUGACUUUUCCACCACCAGGCGGUACCGGCUGGAGGCUCACCAGUCUCGGCACACGGGCGUUGGCCGCAUCCCCUGUACCUCCUGCCCCCAGACCUUUGGCACCAACUCCAAGCUCCGCUUGCACCGGCUGAGGGUACAUGACAAGACGCCCACCCACUUCUGCCCACUCUGUGACUAUAGUGGCUAUCUCCGCCAUGACAUCACGCGCCAUGUCAACAGCUGCCACCAGGGCACCCCCGCCUUUGCCUGCCCCCAGUGCGAGGCCCAGUUCAGCUCUGAGACGGCACUCAAGCAGCAUGCUCUACGCCGGCACCCUGAGCCCGCACCUGCAGCCCCCGGCUCGCCAACAGAGGCUGCCCAGGGCCCCCUGCACUGCUCGCGCUGUGGGCUGCUGUGCCCCAGCCCUGCCAGCCUGCGUGGACACACCCGGAAGCAGCACCCCCGGCUGGAGUGCACGGCCUGUCGAGAGGCCUUCCCGAGCCGGCCGGCGCUGGAGGAGCACCGGAGGCAGCAGCAUUUCAGCCACCGCUGUCAGCUCUGUGACUUUGCCGCCCGGGAGCAGGUGGGUCUGGUGAAGCACUACCUGGAGCAGCAUGAGGACCCUGUAUGCGCAGCCCCAGCUGUGGACGGGGAUGCUAGCCAGCCCGCUCUGCGAUGCCCCUUUUGUGACUUUGCAUGCCGCCACCAGCUGGUGCUUGAUCACCAUGUGAAGGGACACGGGGGCACUCGGCUCUACAAGUGUACCGACUGUGCUUACAGCACCAAAAACCGGCAGAAGAUCACCUGGCACAGCCGCAUCCACACCGGGGAAAAGCCGUACCGCUGUCACCUCUGCCCCUAUGCCUGUGCUGACCCCUCCCGCCUCAAGUACCACAUGCGGAUCCAUAAGGAGGAACGCAAGUACCUGUGCCCCGACUGUGGCUACAAGUGCAAGUGGGUCAACCAGCUCAAAUACCACAUGAGUAAGCACACAGGACUGAAGCCAUACCAGUGUCCCGAGUGUGAGUACUGCACCAACCGGGCGGACGCGCUGCGUGUGCAUCGGGAGACGCGGCACCGGGACGCGCGGGCCUUCAUGUGCGAACAGUGUGGCAAGGCCUUCAAGACGCGCUUCCUGCUGCGCACCCACCUCCGCAAGCACAGCGAGGCCAAACCCUACGUGUGCAACGUGUGCCACCGGGCGUUCAGGUGGGCCGCCGGCCUGCGCCACCACGCCCUCACCCACACUGACCGCCACCCCUUUUUCUGCAGACUCUGCAGCUACAAGGCCAAGCAGAAAUUCCAGGUGGUCAAGCACGUGCGCAGGCACCACCCGGACCAGAUGGACCCAAACCAGGGCGUGGGCAAGGACCCGACCACCCCCACAGUGCAUCUGCAUGACGUGCAGCUGGAGGACCCUGGCCCUCCUGCUCCUGCUGCACCGCCUACCGGACCUGAGGGCUAA